AUGGCUCCGCUUCCUCAUAACGAGGCGGAACUGGACAGCCAUACUUCGGACUUGGCCAGCCAGGACUCUCCGCUGCGCCGACAAUUCUCCGAGCCAUUGCACGCUCACUCUACUUCUACACAGGCGUCUCCAUCCCCCUCCCCUAUGACGCACAAAUCUAAAUGCUCUUGGUGUGGCAAGGGAUUCGAGUCUGCCAAUGAUCCCAAGUCGCAACAAGAUGCUCUCAAAGAACACAUUGCUACUGUUCACCCGCACAUUGCCAAGUUCUCCUUGUAUGGUGGUCCCGGCGACGAUGAAGAAUCUCAACUUCAGGAAGCCAAUCCUCAAGCAGAGGACAAUGCAGAGGUAGCGGCCGAGAGUGAAGCGGAUGACGAAGAGCAAGAUGAAGCCACUGCAAAUGGCGUGACUGAGGCGACGGAAGCUUACGAUAACGACAAGGACCAAAGCGUCGAUGGCGAUGAAUUGGAGGCUGACGGUCCAGAGGCUGACGCUCUUUCUAAUCAACUUCAUGAGUUCUCUCGCGGUCAAGACUCAGUCUCGUUGGAUCAACGUCUUCACAAUUUGUGGAACGUCAAUGAUAUCCGUAAAUUCUCGGAUGACUACGACGAGAAAUCGUCUGAGCUGGACCACUCUUGGUCCAUGGUGCUCCGGGACCCGAAGCGCGCCAAGAAGCGUGAAAGCAACGAGUUCGCUGAACGGCCUGAACCGUAUAGGAAAGCGAAAGCUGCCAAAGGGGAGUUCCUCGAAAUGACUUCCCUAGAAGAAUUUUUGGCGCAGCUUCGGGACCCGGAGCACCGUUCGACCGAAGAGCUGUAUGCUAUCACGGAAAACGUGGCAUACGCCUUGAAAGCGUGGCAGGAUGAGUAUAUAGCGAUAGAGAAGCUGCACAAGCUGGCGACUCGCCAUAACGCCAAGCCAACCAGCGACCCGAGGAAGUUGCAAAGGCCUCAAGUAUUUGAGGAUAAGAAGGAAGCCAUGCUCUACGGCUACAAGUACGAGGCCAAGGAGGAUAAAGUGGGCAACCAGAACCCAUUCACGCAGGGCGGGUUCAAGCCAACGCCCGCUCAAUCCCGAAAGAUGAUGAACAAGAUUGGACCCAAUAAUCCUAACCCGGAUGGCUGGCGCACCAUCGUCAAGUUUGGAGUCGAACACGUGCCGAAGUUCCAAAACCCGCCCCGCGAAGAAUUUGUUGGCAAGGCAACGCGCAAGCGCAAGGCCGCAGAGUUGGAGGCGGCUAACCGAGAGUUGGCAGCGUCUGGCUCCGAAGAGCCCACUAUUGAGACACCAGCUCAGACGGACACGGAAGAGUACGGCCCCAAGCGGCGCACGCGUGGCCGUCGCCCUGGCACCGAGGUCGACGAAGCCCAGGCAUCCGCGACACCCCCUCGAGGUGCGGUUCGGGGACGUGGAAGUGGCCGCGGCCGCGGUAGAGGUGCAGCUCGUGGAGGCGGAGUCAUUGCUUCGACGGAGGUAUAUCAGCCGGUGGCUGCUGCGACCUCAGCACCACGACCAUCAUCUGGACGGGGCGAACAUGUCGCCAGCUCCCUUCAGGCACGGCCUGCCACUGCCCAGUUGCCGCCGAUCGAACCGGCACCGAGUGGUACGACGCCUACGCCUCCCGCAAGCAUACAGCCCAGCAGCACGCUGGAGGAUGGGAUGGAUCCCGCUGAACAGGCCCGGCGACAGAAGAUUGCCAACUCGAAGAACCCGAAGCGAACAGAGGCCAUGCUUAACCACUGGGCGCGUUUCAACCGCGAGGGUCGGGUGCGCAAUCCCAAACGAUCCAAGGCUCAGAUCGAGGCCGACCGCGCAGCGGAGGCUGCCCGGAAGGCAUCCGAGCCCCCAAAGCCGGGAAAGAUCAAGAAGAAGCCGGAGGGCGGGGUGUAUGGGGAGCCUGCGCGACCCAACGCAGGGAUCGCGCCCGCACCGAUGCCUGCAUCAACACCCUUGGCCCCUGGUCCUCCUGCGCAUCAUCAGCUCGCGCCGAUUGCUGCCCCGCGACCGUCACUUACGCCAUAUGCUCCUAUCGAUCCUCGAGCGGUGGCACCGUUUCCAGGGCCUCAUGGUCUUUUGCAGCAAGCGCCGCUGCAGCCGUAUCGCACACCUUAUCCGGAGUAUUACAGUCCUUAUGGGGCGCCUGCGCCUGGGCUGCCACCACCGCAUCCGCGACCUGCGUGACCUACGCUGGCUUGUAUACCUACUUUUCGCUCGUUGUAUGUAUUAUUGUGCUUUUGUUAUCCUGUGAUUAGUGAGCGUGCUUUCAGCGACAGGCGUCGGGGCUUUUGCGAUCCGUGGUUGGUUGUGAAUAUUGCCAACCAGGUAGGAUGUACAUUGGGCACAUAAAAGGCUGUAUUAUACAAUAAUUGCCACACUCUUAUUUCAGC
Molecule: messenger RNA, 2384 nt
Organism: Aspergillus welwitschiae
Lineage: Eukaryota; Fungi; Ascomycota; Eurotiomycetes; Eurotiales; Aspergillaceae
Exons: 1
Coding region: 1-2178 (725 amino acids)
Source: RefSeq, a predicted model, not a curated record